Messenger RNA from Colletotrichum spaethianum, 207 nucleotides. RefSeq lists its product as uncharacterized. The coding region runs from base 1 to 207 and encodes 68 amino acids. NCBI's taxonomy places the organism in Eukaryota, Fungi, Ascomycota, Sordariomycetes, Glomerellales, Glomerellaceae. The transcript has a single exon. The record is from RefSeq and is a predicted model, not a curated record.
AUGCCGUAUACAACAAAGCAGACGCGGCUGACCCGCGCGGAGAGAGAGUUCUCCCCACCGGGUGUGCCGGAGCCCCACUACCCCAUGCUUUACCCCGACUUCACGCACUUUCGUAUCCGCCGCGACGAAGAAAUUAGACUGGUUGACGAUCAUGCGAAGCGCGAAAACGGGUUUGGAGUGUGGACCAGAACCGCAUUUUGGACUUGA